Molecule: messenger RNA, 1260 nt
Organism: Elephantulus edwardii (Cape elephant shrew)
Lineage: Eukaryota; Metazoa; Chordata; Mammalia; Macroscelidea; Macroscelididae
Gene: GNL3L
Product: guanine nucleotide binding protein-like 3 (nucleolar)-like
Cellular component (GO): nucleolus
Molecular function (GO): GTP binding
Source: RefSeq, a predicted model, not a curated record
AUGUUCCUGUGGCUGCUGGGUAUUAGAGCCUUCCAGCUGAGGUGCACAGGAUAUGUCUCAGACCUGGUCCCUAAAGAGAUUGUGGAGAAGUGGCUGGAUUACCUUCGGAAUGAGCUGCCAACUGUGCCUUUCAAGGCCAGUACCCAGCAUCAGAAUAAAAAUUUGAACCAUUGCACUGUGCCAGUGGAACAGGCCUCUCAGUCACUGCUGAAAAGUAAGGCCUGCUUUGGAGCUGAAAACCUCAUGAGAGUUCUAGGAAACUAUUGCUGCCUUGGAGAAGUGUGCACCCACAUUAGUGUGGGGGUUGUGGGCCUUCCCAACGUCGGAAAGAGCAGCCUGAUCAAUAGCCUGAAGUGUAACCGUGUGUGCAGUGAAGGAGCUGUUCCUGGAAUCACCAGGUUCAUGCAAGAAGUCUACCUGGACAAGUUCAUUAGGCUCCUAGAUACUCCAGGCAUUGUCCCAGGACCAUCCUCAGAGGUGGGUACCAUCCUGCACAACAGCAUCCAUGUACAGAAGUUAGCAGAUCCUGUGAGUUCAGUGGAAACCAUGCUGCAGCGCUACAAUUUAGAGGAGAUUUCCAACUAUUACAACAUUUCUGGGUUCCAGAACACAGACUUUCUGACUGCAGUGACCUGCCAUUUGGGGAAGAAGAAGAAGAGAGGCAUAUACAGUCAGGAGCAGGCAGCCAGAGCUGUCCUGGCUGACUGGGAGAGUGGGAAGAUCAGCUUCUAUACACUACCACCAUCUACUCACACUUUGCCAACUCACCUCAGUGCUGAGAUUGUUAAGGAAAUGACAGAGGCUUUUGACAUUGAGCAUACUGAACAGGCCAAUGAAGACACAAUGGAAUGCUUGGCCACUGGAGAAUCUGAGUUGCUGGAUGACAAGGGCCCGCUUGAAAUGAAGUUCAAGUGGCUGCAUUCUCCAGUGAUGAAAAUAGUAGAUGCUGUUGAAAAUAAAACCAAUGUGGCUAAGAUAGGCAACAUUAUGUUCUGUUGUACAUUGAAUUUCCAUGAGUUGGGUUGGGCUAAACACAUUGUUGACCAUCAACCCAAGAAUUAAAGCAUGGUAGACUACAGCCCAGUGUUGCAGAGGAUCAUGGAGACGGAUCCUCUGCAGCAAGGUCACACUCUGGCAUCUGCCCUGAAGAAUAAGAAGAAAAUACAGAAAUGUACAGACAAGAUUGCCAGCAAGCUGUCCAAAUCCAUGAUGUCUGUCCUCAACCUCUCUGGCAACACUGAUGACAGUGCUGAUAACUGA